AUGGAAUCCUUCCUCGUCCACGACGACCGCUUCAAGGCUAUCCUCGGCCCCAAUCCCACCCUCGAACUCCUCCUUGAAAACAAAGAAUACGCCUUCGCCCACGAAGCCGGGGUCUACAUCCCCCCGGACAACACCCUCUUCAUAACCAGCAACCACAUCCACACAACAACCGGUGACCGCACCGUUCAAAUCUCCAAAAUCCUCCUCACAAAAGACCACCAUGGCGUCGUCCGCGCGUCCCACGAAGAACUCCCCUCCCUCGCAAUCCCCAUGGGCAACGGCGGCGUCAACUACAAAGAUGGAAUCCUAUUCUGCGCGCAGGGGUCACUGAAAGUCCCCUCAGGGCUAUACUACAUGUCCUCGAAACACCCGCACGACGUCGAGCCCGUGAUCACAAAUUUCUACGGACGCGAAUUCAAUUCCGUGAACGAUGUUGUCGUUCAUACGGAUGGGACGAUUUGGUUCACGGAUCCGAUUUACGGGCAUGAACAUGGGUAUCGGCCUGUGCCUUCGCUGCCGGGGCAGGUUUAUCGGUUUGAUCCUGUGAGCGGGGCGGUUAGGUGUUUGGCGGAUGGGUUUAUUAAGCCGAAUGGGAUUUGCUUCUCGCCGGAUGAGAGGACGGUUUAUGUUACGGAUACGGCACGGUUUAGGGCCAUUGGGGUUGUGGAUGAGACGUUGCCUUCUAGCAUUUACGCAUUCGACGUGGUAUACUACCACGGCGAGCCGUUCCUAACCAACCGCCGUCUUUUCGCUAUGGCUCCCGUCGGUAUUCCAGACGGUAUUAAAUGCGAUAUUGAAGGAAAUGUGUACAGUGGCUGUGGUGAUGGAGUGACCGUCUGGUCGCCGGGUGGUGUUCUCCUCGGCCGGAUCCUGGUGGAAGGAGGAGUGGCGAAUUUCUGCUUUGGAAGGGAAGGAGAGAUGUUUAUUCUCAACGAGCAUCGGUUGUGGAGAGCGCAAUUGAAGUCCCAGGGUGCUUUGCUGGGUAUUUAG
Molecule: messenger RNA, 990 nt
Organism: Aspergillus glaucus CBS 516.65
Lineage: Eukaryota; Fungi; Ascomycota; Eurotiomycetes; Eurotiales; Aspergillaceae
Product: SMP-30/gluconolactonase/LRE family protein
Exons: 2
Coding region: 1-990 (329 amino acids)
Source: RefSeq, a predicted model, not a curated record